AUGAUAGGUUCAAGCUGUGGGGACUCAUCUUUUGUUAAUCGUGGAGUUGAUGAUGCUUGUUCAGUUGUUAGUGCUAAUGUUGUUUCUAACUCUAAUGAAGAAUCAGUGUCAAGUUAUUUGGUAUCCGCUGGUGGUCAAAGGUUGUAUGCUCCAUUCGACGUUCCUGAUGUUUCGAAACCUGUAAUUAAUCAAUUGUUUCAGAAUUUGGAACAGGGGUUUAUAUUUUACAAGGAGUAUAGUCGUUUAGCUGGUUUUGAUGUUAGGUUGGGGACUGAAAAGAAAGAUGAUUUUGGUAUAAUUAUUAUCAAAUAUUACACAUGUAGUAGAGAAGGUUCGAAUGAUUUUCGUAGUGUUUCAGACAGCACUGUCAGCAAAUGUAAGCGUAGGAGGACUUGUUCAACGAGAUGUGGAUGUCGAGCAAAGAUACUGUUGAAGCUUAAUAUGCAAAAACAAUACUUUGUUUUGAAAUUUGAUGAUUUACAUAAUCAUGCUUUGAUUGAUGAAUCUGGUAGGCAGUUUUUGAGGGCUAGUCGUGAAAUGAGUAUUAGUUCAAGAAAUUUUGUUUUUGAUGCGGGGAAAGUUAACAUUGGUUGUAGUAAAUCAUUUAGUUUGAUGAAAGAAAUGGUUGGUGGAUAUUCUAAUGUGGGAGCUACAUUGAGAGAUUUUAGGAAUUUCAAUCGUGAUUUGAAAGAGUAUGUUGGGGAAAGGGACGGUCAGAUGCUUAUUGAUAAAUUUGUAGGUUUACAGCAGAGGUCAAGUUCUUUCUAUUAUGCAUAUGAUCUUGAUGAAGCAGGGCUUUUGACAAAGCUUUUUUGGGCUGAUGCAAUUGGUCAGAGGAAUUUUGAUGUUUAUGGUGAUGCAGUUUCCUUUUAUGCAACUUUCGAUACAAAUAAGUAUAAUAUGAUUUUUGCUCCGUUUACCGGGGUUGAUAAUCAUGAUAAAUGUGUAACGUUUGCUGCCUGCCUCUUGUCAAGAGAAGAUGUUACACAUUAUACAUGGGCGUUUGAUCAUUUUUCUAAAGCCAUGGGGCAUCAUCCUGUUGUUAUUGUGACUGAUCAAUGUCCGGCUAUGAAGAUUGAUGUUCCUUCUUCAUUUGGUUCUAAAGAUGGAUUGAUUGCGAGUAAACACCGUUUGUGCAUGUGGCAUAUUAUGCAAAAAUUCCCUAUAAAGCUUGGGAAUCGCUUAUGUAAAGAAACUGAUUUCAUGGAGAAAAUGAAAAGAUAUAUAUGGUCAUCACAUUUGGAGAUUGAUGAAUUUGAACAAGGUUGGGAGGCAGUUAUCAAGGAAUUCAAUUUAGACAAUAACAAGUGGUUGUCUGAUAUGUAUGAUAUUAGGUGUUCGUGGAUUCCUGCAUUUUUUUAG
Messenger RNA from Daucus carota subsp. sativus, 1362 nucleotides. Its product is annotated as protein FAR1-RELATED SEQUENCE 5-like. The transcript has 3 exons. Bases 1 to 1362 code for a protein of 453 amino acids. Gene Ontology annotation, biological process: regulation of DNA-templated transcription. Lineage: Eukaryota; Viridiplantae; Streptophyta; Magnoliopsida; Apiales; Apiaceae. The record is from RefSeq and is a predicted model, not a curated record.